CCUUUCCCGGAGACUUUACACCUCACUCCUUCCAGGGUCCAAUCCAGUUCUCAGCGAAAUCAGUGCCAGUCUUUCAAUUAGCUUUCCCGGCGGUUGGAUCCUGUAGCUUCCGGGCGCCGAACAGGCGUGGGGUGAAAGCGGGUUAGCGCCAGCCCCUGAGUCCCGUGCCUGGGCGCGGGGAGGAGCGUGCUGCUGACCAGGUGUCACGCCCCAGGGCUGAGCUCGCCCCGAUCUCUGCCUGUCCCCCACCGGGCUCGCCGCCCCUCGCGGUGGCUUUGCCGUCUGCCUAGGGCAGGGCGGCUAGUAGGGGCUGCCCGUCCCCUCCCACUGUGCCAAGCCGCAGAGGCCGGCCCCGCCUCCCCUUCCCGCGGGGCUCGGAGUUGGCGCCCGGAGGCGGCGGGGCUGGCCCUGGACGCGGUGGGAGGAGGCUUCGAGCCCUAGGUUUGCACCUGAGCGAGGCUGGCAGCAGCGGGCGCUCGCUCGCUCCCUGGCUCUCUGUGCCAGGCUUCCCCCCUCCGCGGGGAUCAGCGCAGCCUCUCGCCCGCUCUGCCUGUCGCGCUGGGGCUGCAGCGGCGGCGGCGGCCAGCGCGCCCCGCUCCUCGCCUCGCUCCGGGCGCCCUCCUGCCCGCGCAGCUGCUCUCUCUCCCCGGCGUCUCAGUUCAUGGCACAGCGGGGCGGCCCCAGCUGCAGGAGCCCGGCCGACGGCUCGGCGUCAGGCGGGAGACACAGGGAGAGAGAACUAUGAAGUCCUAAUAAUUUAAUCCUCCCAGACUUUGUAUAUAUCAGCUUUGAAGUGUUUGAGAUCGCUGCAGUGGCCACCAAGAAUCCAGCUGUGCUCCUCAUUAUUCCUACAUAGGACAGCAGAAAUUGCUCAGUUCAUCGCACCUAUCCAGUGAGAUCGCUUGAAGUAUAUGCUCCCCAGUUAUUUGACAGCAUGGCUUAAUGGAAAGGAAAUGUGCCAUUUGAGUGAGUGCUCUACUUGAGAAAUACGUGCUCAAUCAGCAAAAGGAACACAACUUUUCAAGACCGGUCUAUGUGGAAAUCACUCCACACCCCAUUAUCUGGUUGAGUGAAACCAGAUUAAGAACUUCUGCCAUGGCAGCUCUUCUACUAGGAACUUUGCUGCUUAUUGUUCAACCUCAUAUAGUGCCUUCCAGACCAGCUGUAAUUUCUAAGGUUGAGGCCACUUCUCAAUCUGUUGAGAAAGAGCUUUUAAAAAAAACAAUUCUCAAAAAUGACUUCAAAAGAAACAUUCAUUUUAACGGAUCUUGCCAGCAGCUACCACAAACUAUCAUUAUUGGAGUAAGAAAAGGUGGAACAAGAGCCUUAUUAGAGAUGUUAAGUCUCCAUCCAGAUAUUGCAGUGGCAGAAAGUGAAGUCCAUUUCUUUGACUGGGAGGAUCAUUAUGGAAAUGGAUUUCAGUGGUAUAUGAAUCAAAUGCCAUUCUCUUAUCCCCAUCAGAUCACAGUGGAAAAAACCCCAGCCUAUUUCACAUCACCCAAAGUGCCUGAAAGAGUUUAUAACAUGAACCAGUCAAUAAGACUACUCCUUAUUUUAAGAGACCCAAGUGAGAGAGUACUAUCUGAUUACACCCAAGUGUUUUAUAAUCAUGUACAAAAGCACAAGCCGUAUCCAUCCAUUGAAGAAUUCCUGAUUAAAGAUGGUGAACUCAACGUGGACUACAAGGCAAUAAACAGAAGCUUAUAUUACUUUCACAUGCAAAACUGGUUGAAGUAUUUUCCUCUUGAUCGCAUUCACAUUGUAGAUGGGGAUAAAUUAAUCAAAGAUCCUUUCCCAGAAAUAGAGAAGGUAGAGAGGUUUCUAAGGUUGUCACCUCAAAUAAAUGCUUCAAACUUUUACUUCAAUAAAACGAAAGGCUUCUAUUGCCUAAGGGAUAGUGGUAGGGAACGUUGUUUACAUGAGUCAAAAGGAAGAGCACACCCUCAUGUAGAUUCUCAUUUACUUGAUAAACUGCAUGAAUAUUUUCAUGAACCUAAUAGGAAAUUCUUUGAGCUUGUUGGCAGAACAUUUGACUGGCACUAAUUUGUGGUAAGUUAUUGAUAAGCUUCAGAGCCUAAGUUUCAGUGUACGCUUAGAAAUUAUAUUAAAAAGGGCAUUUAAGCUAUAAUUUAUUUGUAAAAUCCAUAAAUACUUCUGUACAGUAUUAGUUUCACAAUUGCCAUAUAAACUAGUUAUAUUUUUCUACUUGUUAAAUUUGAGGACAUUUUGUAUUGUUUUUCAUGGUUGUUACAUUGUGUAUUACGUCUCUAUAUGAAGGAACUAAAAUAUUUCAUUGCAGAAGAUGCUUUCUUGAGAUUGUGUUAUCUGUUUAAUAUAUAAGAAAUUCAUUUCAACGAAAUCCCUCAGAAUUAUCUGAAUCUUUGAAAUAUGGUAUCUGGACUUUCUUUAUUGUGAAUGACCACAUGAACUUUACACUUAUCUUUCUGUUGUUUUUACUAGCUGCUUUAAUUUUAAAAUGUCGCUGUGGGCAGCAAAGUUCUCUAACCUGCUUUAUACAAUUAAUUCUUACUAAAGUGGUACCUCACAUACUUAUUAGGACAUGACAUGUCAGGUACAAUGAAAUGCUUUGUAAACAGACAUACCAACUACUGUACUUACCUUCAUAUUUAAUUUCAUAACUGGUGCCCCUGAAAUUCUUUGGCAGUACAGUGCCAGUUUCAUGGUAGAUUUUAAAAGAUUCUGUGGAUACAUGCUCAUAAAAAACACUGUUGGAUGCAGAAAUACAGUCAACCUAAGAACUUCCUUUAUUUUCUGCAUGUAUGUGUAUAUGUUCUUUAUACUGAAAAAUGGGAGUGAAGGGUUUAAGCAAUAUUGGUAAAUUUUAAAGGUUGCUUAUGAUUUUUCCUAAAUUCUAUAGCAUUUAUUUCUGCUUCAGAAUCACUGAAAACCAACACGCACUCAUGAGACAUUAGUUGGAUUAACCUCUAGAAAUUAAUGGCCUUAUUCUUAUUUACAUCAAGACUUUCCAAACACUGCUCUGGCUAUAUAAAGGUUCCAAAACUGAAUGUAAAUUACAUUUGCACCCCUAUUAAAGCCCCUUUUUUCCUACCGGAAUGGUGCUUUUUGCUUUCCACUCUACACCAGGAAAAAUCCACACCUCUGAGCGAUGCAGUUAAACUGACCUAAUCCCCACUAUGGACAGAGCUUCUCCUGUUGACAUAGCCUCUCGCAGAGCUGGAGUACCUACACUGACAGGAGAAGCCCUCCUGUUGGCAUAAGUAUCUGAAGCAUGACUGCAGCGUUCUAAGUGUAGAUCUGUCCUUACUGCAAAUGUGAAUCAGACCCAUAGAUUUUUCUUUUUCUCUCUCCUCCCUUCAAGAAUCAUGAGGUCACAUAUAGCUUCCAUUCAUGAUUUACAAGGCUACACAUCUAAGGCCUUUUUUGUAUAUUGGGAUUAGCCCCUGCUUCAGCAAUCCUUAUGGCUCCCCCUCUGCUGGAAACAGUCCAAUGCAAAUAAUGGCUUUCCUUGUCUACAGUAAGAAUUUCCAUGUAUUAUUGGCCAUCAGUUGCUGAAAUCAGAACAAAUCCUGCAUAUAGACAAGGUCCAAAACAGUACUUCAGAAUGUAAGCUCUUCAAUUGUAAUGGAGGGAUCUGGCCCAAGGUCUAGAAUAUGCAGAUAAAGUUUCACACUGAAACUGAAUUUUCAUUGAAUUCUGGACAGAUAAAAACAAUACUUUAUAUGACUUAAAUUUGCAUACAUUAGCCUUUGGUGGUGAGAUGGAGGGUGGGUUCAGGACCAGGCUGUGUUAGGCAGGUAUGGCUGCUCGUGUACUAUCUUCUGGAUGCAAACAUCACAUACAAUUCUGCUUGCAUGAAGAUUUGUAGCUGCUUUUUUUCUCUCCAUCCCUUGUGUAAUUGACCAAGCUGGAUUCAACCUCAGAGAGGCUUUUUUAUUGAUUGAUUUAAUUAUUUUAAGUAAAAAUUUGGAAAAAAAAUACUUAAAAUGAGGCAAUAUUGUACUGAAUAAAAGAUAUUUUCUUUA
This is a messenger RNA of Caretta caretta (loggerhead turtle), 4004 nucleotides long. RefSeq names its product heparan sulfate-glucosamine 3-sulfotransferase 1 (gene HS3ST1). The record is from RefSeq and is a predicted model, not a curated record. NCBI's taxonomy places the organism in Eukaryota, Metazoa, Chordata, Testudines, Cheloniidae. Gene Ontology annotation, molecular function: [heparan sulfate]-glucosamine 3-sulfotransferase activity.